AUGGCCAUCCGAAGUCAACUGUCGCUGCUGCUAGCCGCAGCGACGGCGCUUGCUCCCGCCCAAGUUGCGGCAGCCGUUGCUGAACCACCAACAUCCUGGGAUCUCGAUGCAGCUCCAAAUUGUAUGUUUCCAACAACGUCGUCUCGAGGCAGCGGCCACAACACCAGACGCCGCCAUCACACGCCUCGAAGCACAAGCGGCAUCAUUGCUAACGCUUUCUACCCUUCUCUUGCAGAUUUACCUCACCAAUAUAGCCCUUCCGAAUCUGCAGACGUUAUCCGCGACACAUACCUCAUCAAUAGAGCCACAAAUCAAUCACCAAAGGGAUAUGCGCCGUCCCCAGUCAACUGCCCCAAAACCCGUCCAAAAGUGCGAGAUGGCAGCAGUCUGUCGUCACAGGAAAAGGAAUGGAUUCCGAAGCGCCGAAACGAGACCGUUACGCCGAUUCGCAAAUUCUUGAAGCGCAUUGCCAUUCCCAACUUCGACAGCGACGCCUAUCUCAAGAAUGCGACGAGCGACCCGACCGCGCUGCCAAACAUUGGAUUGGCUGUCUCUGGAGGCGGUUACCGCGCCAUGCUGAACGGCGCCGGUGCUGUCGCUGCGUGGGAUAGUCGGUCGACAGGCAGUGAGACCAAGGGCAACUUGGGCGGCUUGCUUCAGAGUGCAACAUAUAUUUCUGGUCUCUCUGGUGGUAGUUGGCUGGUGGGUAGCAUGUAUACCAACAACUUUACCUCAGUUCAGGACGCCGUCAAUGCGCCGGAAAUCUGGCAGUUUGACGACUCCAUCCUCAAGGGUCCCCAGCAGUACAGUCUGUUGCAAUACUAUAGAGAGAUUCUUGACGACGUAGAGGCCAAGGAUAAUGCAGGCUUCGACCGUUCCAUCACCGACUAUUGGGGCCGUAUGCUUUCUUAUCAGCUCAUCAAUGCAACCAACGGCGGUCCUGGAUAUACAUUCUCCUCCAUCGCCAACGACCCGGAUUUCUCAUCCGGGAAGAACCCGCUUCCGUUCAUCAUUGCCGACGGUCGCGCCCCUGGACAAAAGAUUAUUGCGUCCAACUCGACCAUUUUUGAGUUUUCGCCUUGGGAGUUCGGCUCCUUUGACCCGUCUCUUCAGGGCUUCAUCCCGCUUCAGUACGUCGGCUCAAAUUUCACCAACGGUUCAAUUCCCGACAAGGAGAAGUGCAUCGUUGGCUUUGACAAUGCUGGAUUCGUCAUGGGCACCUCAAGUAGUUUAUUCAACCAGAUCGUCCUCUAUAUCAAGGACGGCAACAGCAGAUAUGUCCCAGAUGACAUUCCCAAGUUCAUCGUCGAGGCUCUAACCUCCUUCUUGAACACUCUCGGCGACAAAAGCAACGACAUUGCAGACUGGACGCCCAACCCGUUCAAGGGCUGGAACACGGCCAACAACCCCAGCGCCAAUGAAACCCGCCUGACACUUGUCGACGGUGGUGAGGAUCUGCAGAACGUGCCCUACCACCCUCACUUGUUCCGGGAAAGAAAUGUCGACGUGGUCUUCUCAAUCGACUCUUCCGCCGACACAGAUAGCAGCUGGCCGGACGGAGCAUCCGCCAUUGCCUCUUACGAACGUUCUUUGCAGAGCUCCAUCUCCAACGGGACGGGAUUCCCACCAGUCCCAGGCAAAGACACAUUCAUCAAUCUGGGUCUCAACACAAAGCCAGUCUUCUUUGGCUGCAACUCGUCUAAUCUGACGACCCCGUCGCCUCUCAUCGUCUACAUCCCCAACUACCCCUAUAUCUACCAAUCUAAUAUAUCGACUUUCCAAAUGGCCAUCAAGUCCGACGAGCGAGAUGCCAUCAUCCAAAACGGCUGGGCGGUUGCCACACAACUCAACAGCACGCGAGACUCGGACUGGGCCGUGUGCGUUGGCUGCGCCAUGCUCGCUCGCAGCUUUGAGCGGACCAAAACCACUGUGCCUGACAAGUGCCGCCAGUGCUUUACGCACUAUUGCUGGAACGGAACACUGAACGAGACCAAGCCCGCGCCGUAUGUGCCGAAUCUCUACGGGAAGCCCAUCCUUACGAAGAGCUCGGAUGCUGCGAGUCAGGGGUUGAGUACGAUGAUGACGACUAUGGGGCUUUUUGUUAUGGCUGUUACGGCGUUCAAUUUGUAA
This is a messenger RNA of Pochonia chlamydosporia 170, 2130 nucleotides long. RefSeq names its product lysophospholipase precursor. NCBI's taxonomy places the organism in Eukaryota, Fungi, Ascomycota, Sordariomycetes, Hypocreales, Clavicipitaceae. Gene Ontology annotation, cellular component: intracellular membrane-bounded organelle; cytosol. The record is from RefSeq and is a predicted model, not a curated record. The coding region runs from base 1 to 2130 and encodes 709 amino acids. Gene Ontology annotation, biological process: glycerophospholipid catabolic process. Gene Ontology annotation, molecular function: A2-type glycerophospholipase activity. The transcript is spliced from 2 exons.